AUGCCAAAGGACAAAAGCUUUCAAAAAUCUCUGCAAAUAUACCUCUCUAAGCUCAUAAAACCCAUCUCAACCCAGCUUCCAAUCCAUCCAAAUACCAUAAACAGCCCUUCAAAUUGGAUCUUAUCAGGUUGCAGACACCCUAAGACCUCUUCUUUCUCCGUGGAUCAAAACCAAUCCAACACCCAUAAAAAUGGUGAUGAUGAUAAUGCUGCAACUCUCACCGACAUCGAUCACUUCCUCUUCGAAAACUUCAAUUCCCUCUACUGCAACACUAACAACAGCGAUGGCAAUAAGAACAGCGGUGGCGGUGGCGCCGCCAAUCAACGUUGCAAAAUCUGUAGUCCCAGAGCAUUCCUCUUCGAAUCACCAAGAUUGGGUGACGCAACACCUCAUGUACGGCCAUCGAAUCGGUUCUUUGUGUCACCCAGCACAUCCAAUUCACUACUGGAAGACACCCGAUCGACCUUAUUGGGUGAAACUGGAUCGAGCUCGACUACUCUACGUGAGUCCAUGGCUCUGUCUGCGAAGAUAAAGAGUCUCAAUUUGGAACUCCCUGAUGAAAGCAUUGCAGUGCUUACGUACAGUCGAGAUCCUUAUGAGGAUUUCCGGCAAUCCAUGGCGGAGAUGAUUAAAGCACGGUUAAGUCAGGAUGAGAGCGUGGAUUGGGAGUUCAUGGAAGAGCUUCUGUUUUGUUACUUGAAACUGAACGAUAAGAAAUCCUAUAAAUAUAUACUUGGGGCUUUUGUGGAUCUGAUGGUAAUUUUACGUCAGAAUUCCGGUAGUUCGCCGGGAAAACCACGUAAGAUUAAGACAACAGCAACGAGCAGGAAGAGGACGAAGAAAGGAGAGAAGAGAAGGAAAGGACAUGUAACGUGA
Molecule: messenger RNA, 876 nt
Organism: Telopea speciosissima
Lineage: Eukaryota; Viridiplantae; Streptophyta; Magnoliopsida; Proteales; Proteaceae
Product: transcription repressor OFP14-like
Exons: 1
Coding region: 1-876 (291 amino acids)
Biological process (GO): negative regulation of DNA-templated transcription
Source: RefSeq, a predicted model, not a curated record